AGAUACUAUAUAAGUCCUUUUCACAGUCUACCCUCAGAACAACCUCGGGAAUGAAAAGAAAAACUUGUUUUUAACAAGAAACAACCAAAGAAAAUACACACGAGAAGAGGAACGGAUUGUUGUAUUUUUUUAUUCUACAUUUAUUCAUUGUUACUGAUUUUUUUUCUUUUCUCUCAGUUUACAUUCAUUUUGGGAAAACCUCAAAGAAGCUAAGGAGAACAAAAGAACAUACAACUGUUUCAAGAAUAAAUCUACUUGUGUCUUAAAAUAAAGAAAACCUCACAAGUUGCUAUAGGAACAGGUGACACAGACCACCCAGGGGUUUAUUUGCCUGUUCCACAGCCUAUCUACUUGUAUUUACCAUUGGACGCCCGCCGCACUUCUACUAUGGUGAUAAUGGAAGUCCCCAGCAUCGAUGCCAUGUCCCUCCGCGGGCUGCUGGAGGGGGACGACCAGGGCUGUCUGGUCCUGGACUGCCGCUCAUUCUUCUCCUUCAACUCCUCUCACAUCCCCGGGUCCACCAACGUCCGCUUCAGUACUAUAGUCCGACGGAGGGCCAGAGGGGGGCUGGGGGUGGGACACAUCGUGCCCAACGAGGACACGCGGAACCGGCUUCUCUCCGGGGAGUAUCAGUCGGUAGUGUUUCUGGAUGAUCGGAGUUUAGACUUUGGCCAAGUGAAGAAGGACGGGACUCUAAUGCUCGCCGUAACAGCUCUGUGCCGAAACCCGUGUGGGACUAGUUUCUUCUUUCUCAAAGGUGGUUUUGACACGUUCUCCUCGGACUAUCCAGAGAUGUGUACCAAGCCGUCAGCUCCACAGGGACUCAGUCUGCCCCUUAGCGCCCGUCCAGACAGCGCCGAGCCCGGCUGCAGUCCAUGCAGUACACCGCUCUAUGACCAGGGGGUUCCAGUGGAGAUCCUUCCCUUCCUCUACCUGGGCAGUGCCUACCAUGCCUCCAGAAAGGACAUGAUAGACAUGCUGGGUAUCACUGCUCUCAUCAACGUAUCAGCUAACUGCCCCAACCACUUUGAAGAGUCCUUCCAGUACAAGAGUAUCCCCGUAGAGGACAACCACAAGGCUGAUAUCUCCUCCUGGUUCAAUGAGGCUAUAGAGUUUAUCGACUCCAUCCGUAAUAAAGGCGGUCGUGUGUUUGUCCACUGCCAAGCCGGCAUCUCCCGCUCCGCCACCAUCUGUCUGGCCUACCUGAUGAGGACCAACCGCGUGAAGCUGGACGAGGCCUUUGAGUUCGUCAAGCAACGCCGCAGCAUCAUCAGUCCCAACUUCAGCUUCAUGGGCCAACUGCUACGGUUUGAGUCCCAGGUCCUGGCUACUUCAUCCUGCUCGUCGGAAGCCGGGAGUCCUGCCCUGGGGAAGAGCAGUACGGUCUUUAACUUCCCUGUGUCUAUCCCCGUCCACGGCUCUGCUGGACAUGGACAGCUCUCCUUCCUCCACAGCCCCAUCACCACCUCACCAAGCUGCUAAGGGGAAGAGUAGGAUCAGAUGGAGGGCUGUCUGUCUUAGCCUGGACUUGAACUGAACUGUCACUAUUGGUGUCGAGUCGUUGUGAAUGUACUGUCACAAGACUAGUACUGUAACAAUACUAGUAGUGACAAUACUAGUAGUGUACUGUAACAAUACUAGUAGUGUACUGUAACGAUACUAGUAGUGUACUGUAACAAUACUAGUAGUGUGCUGUAACAAUACUAGUAGUGUACUGUAACAAUACUAGUAGUGUGCUGUAACAAUACUAGUAGUGUACUGUAACAAUACUAGUAGUGUACUGUAACAAUACUAGUAGUGCACUGUAACAAUACUAGUAGUGACAAUACUAGUACUGUACUGUAACAAUCCUAGUAGUGACAAUACUAGUACUGUACUGUAACAAUACCAGUAGUGACAAUACUAGUACUGUACUGUACUGUAACACUAGUAGUAGUGUACUGUCAGUGUCGCUCAACUACAGGUGAUUAAUCAUUGAGUUUUGAAUAGACAUUGAGCUUUAGAACUGAUGGAACCCUUAUUGUUGCCCUUCCUGGUAUAAAAGUCAUAAAGAAGUGAUCCUGGCAUCACAGGACAAAAGGGAUAACUUUUGGAGAGACAAACCAAGUGGCCUAGUUUAUGGGUUCAAUCCACAGGUCUGCCCUAUCGCCUUAAAAGGAGUUUCUCUGGCUACCAAUAUGGCAGUAUGGUUAUCACAGCAUCCUCUUCUGAAGGAGAAUGCCCACAGAUCUGCCUAGAAUACCUCAAUUUAUAGGAAGAGACAGAGAAGUCAAUGGCUGAAGGAGAAUGAUACCCACAGAUCUGCCUAGAAUACCUCAAUUUAUAGGAAGAGACAGAGAAGUCAAUGGCUGAAGGAGAAUGAUACCCACAGAUCUGCCUAGAAUACCUCAAUUUAUAGGAAGAGACAGAGAAGUCAAUGGCUGAAGGAGAAUGAUACCCACAGAUCUGCCUAGAAUACCUCAACUUAUAGAAAGAGACAGAGAAGUCAAUGGCUGAAGGUGACUGUGGGAAAGGGUCAAUUCUUUAAAGGAAGUUAGAAGUAUUUUAAUGAGAUGAAGAGAAGAAAUUGUAUUCAACUUUGUCAAGUAUGCAAAGUCAUUUAAUGAGAGUGGUCAGCUUUUCAUAAUCACAAUAACAAAAUGUACCUGACACAACUCUACUCAAAAUGAGCAAGUAAACCCUCCCUUGGUCACUCACAGACAGUCAUAUUUAUUGCUACCAACUAGACUCUCGGGAAUCAUGAAUUACUUUUACCACAGCUUUGUUCACACAGAAACGAGCUGUCAUCCUGAGAGAAUCCUGCUAAUGCCUCGGCAAACGACGCAGGUUUGGAUAAAUCACUCCUCAGGCUCUUUAUUGUUGACGAACAAUGAAUGUAUCUCUGAUCUCUGAUCUCUGGCCAAUCAGCCAGCUCAGAGAGCGCCAGAAGGUUUAGUUUAAAGUGGAUGGGAAAGCCCCAUUCACAUGCAAAUGUUUGCCUUUUAUAAAACACCGUAAGACCCUGACGAUCCCGACAAUAUUGGGGGAACCAACCAACCAACAGAUACCUCUGAAACACCACCAUGCCUUUGUAGUGCUAGCAGCUGUUAGCUAACACUAGCUCUGUUAGCAUCAUGUACCGUUCGCAUGUUAGCUCUGUUAGCAUCAUGCUAGCUCUGUUAGCAUCAUGUACCGUUCGCAUGUUAGCUCUGUUAGCAUCAUGCUAGCUCUGUUAGCAUCAUGUACCGUUCGCAUGUUAGCUCUGUUAGCAUCAUGCUAGCUCUGUUAGCAUCAUGUACCGUUCGCAUGUUAGCUCUGUUAGCAUCAUGCUAGCUCUGUUGGCAUCUUGUACUGUUAGUAUCAUUAGCAUGCUAUCUCUGUUAGCAUCUUCUACAAUUAACAUCUCUGGGAGAGAGUCAGAACCCCAAAGCACUAAGACGGGGGAAUCAGGCUCACCAGAGACUGCUGUCUGUCAUUACCUAUGUGAUAUUUAUUGAACUAAAGUAAUAUAUUUCUUACCAUAUAUAUUUUUGCAUAUGUUUGUUAGUAGUUGUUUUUGAUACCAUUAAAUAAAUCCUAUUUGUCUUUUGUA
Oncorhynchus tshawytscha (Chinook salmon) is the source of this 3571-nucleotide messenger RNA. RefSeq names its product dual specificity phosphatase 1 (gene dusp1). Gene Ontology annotation, molecular function: MAP kinase tyrosine/serine/threonine phosphatase activity; protein tyrosine/threonine phosphatase activity. NCBI's taxonomy places the organism in Eukaryota, Metazoa, Chordata, Actinopteri, Salmoniformes, Salmonidae. The transcript has 4 exons. The record is from RefSeq and is a predicted model, not a curated record. Gene Ontology annotation, cellular component: nucleus; cytoplasm. The coding region runs from base 388 to 1482 and encodes 364 amino acids. Gene Ontology annotation, biological process: negative regulation of p38MAPK cascade; endoderm formation; protein dephosphorylation.